AUGCCACGUUCUCAUAGGUUUGCAGUCACUGACCUCGCCAAGAAGGGGUAUUUGGCAUUCUUGACGAAUGCAUUGCCAGCCCUUCAGCCCCAAGGAGGAACGUGGGUAGACUUCUUUGACAUGCUCUGGUCGCCCGAAGCUCCGGCUCUGGGUUUGUUUGCCGGCUCGAAGUACAAUCCCGUCGUGGAGGGCCGUGUGUACAGCAUAGACCGCAUGGCCGAUGUUGGGCUUUGGUUGAUCUUCUUCGUCGUCGGAUCUGCUGUCCAGCUGAGGCGGCUCCGACCAGCAGCAGUGGAAGAUGAAUCACGGAAACCGCUUCUUGGCGAGCUGCCGAGAUAG
This is a messenger RNA of Symbiodinium sp. CCMP2456, 339 nucleotides long. The record is from the annotation of a GenBank genome assembly. Lineage: Eukaryota; Dinophyceae; Suessiales; Symbiodiniaceae.